This is a messenger RNA of Colletotrichum orchidophilum, 861 nucleotides long. RefSeq names its product proteasome component PRE2. Lineage: Eukaryota; Fungi; Ascomycota; Sordariomycetes; Glomerellales; Glomerellaceae. The record is from RefSeq and is a predicted model, not a curated record. The transcript is spliced from 2 exons. Gene Ontology annotation, cellular component: proteasome core complex. Gene Ontology annotation, molecular function: threonine-type endopeptidase activity. The coding region runs from base 1 to 861 and encodes 286 amino acids.
AUGGACAGCCUUGUGGCCAAGUACAGCCGCCCGGCGUUCGAGCAACACAACACCUUCAGAGACGAUGAGCAGGAGGACCUUGAGCUCUUAGGCGGAGCGCCGCCGCUGUCAUUGAAGUUUGCCAUGCCGCCCGUCGCACAUCCCUCCUCCUGGCUCCGCGCAGCAACAGACGACCGAGCCAACCCCGACUGUCCCAUCAAGAUUGCCCACGGCACAACAACCCUCGCUUUCCGCUUUCAAGGCGGCAUCAUUGUCGCCACCGACUCCCGUGCCACGGCCGGAAACUGGAUUGCCUCGCAAACGGUCAAGAAGGUCAUUGAGAUCAACUCGGUGCUUCUGGGCACUAUGGCCGGCGGUGCCGCCGACUGCCAGUACUGGCUCGCUUGGUUGGGCAUGCAAUGCCGUCUCCACGAGCUCCGCCACAAGCGCCGUAUUUCUGUAGCCGCAGCCUCCAAGAUUCUCGCCAACCUAGUCUACUCAUACAAGGGUAUGGGUCUCAGCAUGGGCACCAUGUGUGCCGGCGUCACGAAGGAGGAGGGCCCCGCACUGUACUACGUUGAUUCGGACGGCACUCGCCUGCCCGGCAAUCUUUUCUGCGUCGGCAGUGGUCAGACUUUCGCGUACGGUGUUCUGGAUGCCGAGUACCGCUACGACUUGACGGACCAAGAAGCGCUCGACCUCGGUAGCCGAAGUAUCCUUGCCGCAACACACCGUGACGCCUACUCUGGUGGUUUCAUCAACCUGUACCACGUCAAGGAGGAGGGCUGGGUCAAGCAUGGCUUCAACGACACGAAUCCCAUCUUUUGGAAGACGAAGCUGGAGAAGGGUGAAUUCACCAACGUUACUGCCGACUUGGACUAG